GCUGUCUCCCUAUAAAAGCACCCCCUUACACAAAGUUAUUUUUUCUUUCUUUCUUUCUUUCUUUUUUAUUAUUAUUUACUCUUUUUCUUUUCUCUUCUUUUCUUCUUAUCAAUUAUGACUAAAGAUAUUUCACCCCCAGCAACACCACCUACUUAUAGCCCAAUACCUUAUAGAUUUGAACUAGAACGGAAACCUGUAGAUGAUCAUCAAUUAUUAUUGCAAUCAUUUUUAUUACUAUCCCCAAUUCAAAAAAAAUAUUUCUUACAUGAACUCGUUGACAGUUGUGAUAAUUCUCAACUUACUUUCUUAAACAGUCUAAUUGCACCACGACUUAAAGUUGAUUUUAUUAAAGAAUUACCACCUGAAAUUGCACUUCACAUCUUAUCCUUUGUUGAUCUUCCUUCUGACUUGCUUCAUGCUAUUUCAGUAUCCAAGUAUUGGCAUUCUCUUAUUCGUGAUGAUAACCGACUUUGGAAGUUAUUAUGUAAAAAAUAUGAUUACCUCGUUGAUGUCGGUGAUGACAGCCAUAUUUGUUAUCGAGAUUUAUUCAAACGCAGAUAUAGUAUUGCUUGUGCUUGGAACCAAGGUGGUAAAGUAACAACAGUCGAUAAUGGCUUUUCUCAGGGACUUGUUACCUCUUUACAAUUUGAUGAAAAAUUUAUUGUUGUUGGAUGCGAUAAUCAUCGCAUAGAAGUUUUUAGCACCAGCACUGGUAAAAAAAUUAGAACUUUAGAAGGACAUGAAGGUGGUGUUUGGGCCCUACAAUUUAAAGGAGGUGAAAAAGAAGAUCCUGAAAGAGUAUUACUUUCAGGUGGAUGUGAUAGAGAUGUAAGAGUUUGGGAUUUAAAUCAAGGCAAAUUACGUUAUAUACUUCGUGGUCAUACAUCCACUGUAAGAUGUUUAAAGAUAAGGGACAAAAGAAUUGCUGUUACUGGCUCACGCGAUACAACUUUAAGAGUUUGGGAUAUUAAACGAGGUGUACUAUUACAUGUAUUAACAGGUCAUCAAGCUUCUGUGAGAUGUGUCGAUAUUUACGAUAAUUUUGUAAUUUCUGGAUCAUAUGAUUCUACAGCACGUAUUUGGGAUUUAGAGACAGGACAAUGCAAACACACUUUAAUAGGUCAUAUUUCUCAAAUUUAUACAAUUGUUACAAAUGGAAAUAUUAUUGCGACUGGGUCAAUGGAUGCUCAUAUCCGUAUUUGGUCAUUAGAAACAGGUGAAUGUCUAUCGACUUUACAUGGUCAUACCUCCUUAGUAGGUCAAUUACAAUUAUCAGGCACAACUCUAGUAAGUGGAGGAGCAGAUGGAUGUUUAAGAGUAUGGAAUAUGAACACAUUUGAAUGCACACAUCAAUUCUCGGCGCAUGAUAAUUCUAUUACAUGCUUACAAUUUGAUGAAGAUCAUAUUCUUAGUGCAGCAAAUGAUGGUAAAGUUAAACUAUGGGAUAUAAAACAAGGAAGACUUGUAAGAAACUUUACUCAACCAUCUAAAAUUGUCUGGAAGAUUCAGUUUAAUAAGACAAAGGCAGUUAUUUUAAUGCAAAGAUCAAGGUCAAAUGAUUCAAUAGAAGAAGGUAAAACUGUGAUGGAAAUUCAUGAUUUUGAUUUAUCUCCUUUUCCUAUCCAAGAUUUGUAAUUCUCUUUCUUAUUCUCCCUUUUUUUUAUGUGAUAC
Molecule: messenger RNA, 1671 nt
Organism: Cokeromyces recurvatus
Lineage: Eukaryota; Fungi; Mucoromycota; Mucoromycetes; Mucorales; Mucoraceae
Product: WD40-repeat-containing domain protein
Exons: 2
Coding region: 115-1635 (506 amino acids)
Biological process (GO): ubiquitin recycling; proteasome-mediated ubiquitin-dependent protein catabolic process
Cellular component (GO): nucleus; cytoplasm
Molecular function (GO): ubiquitin binding
Source: RefSeq, a predicted model, not a curated record